AUGGAGGCCCUUCCCUGGCUGCUCCUGCUCUUGCUGCUCCAGGGAGGCAGCCAACGGAGAUUCUGGAGAUGGUGUGGAUCCGAGGAAGUGGUUGCAGUCCUUCAGGAGUCCAUCAGUCUCCCCCUGGAAAUACCAUCUGAUGAAGAGGUUGAGAACAUCAUCUGGUCCUCCAACAUAAAGCUUGCUGUUGUGGUGCCAGGGAAGGAGGGACAUGCAGCGACCACCACGGUGAUCAACCCUCGCUACCAGGGUCGAAUCUUGGUUACCCUUCAGAGAAGACCUCAGUUUCCUUCUGCCUCCUGGCCAAGGCAUUACUUCUCCUCCUGCUCCUGGUAACUCUGGCCAUGGGGCUGUGGCUUGUUCGAGGCCAGAGAACGUUCAAGAC
Messenger RNA from Miniopterus natalensis, 385 nucleotides. NCBI's taxonomy places the organism in Eukaryota, Metazoa, Chordata, Mammalia, Chiroptera, Miniopteridae. The record is from RefSeq and is a predicted model, not a curated record.